This is a messenger RNA of Acaulospora morrowiae, 403 nucleotides long. NCBI's taxonomy places the organism in Eukaryota, Fungi, Glomeromycota, Glomeromycetes, Diversisporales, Acaulosporaceae. The record is from the annotation of a GenBank genome assembly.
AACCUUAUCGGGCCCACACACAGUUACUGCGCACCUGUGGUUCGUGCGAUAUGGCAAAGAAAUUCCACCUGAAGAUCUUUUAAGAAUAGCAAACGAAUGGCGUAUCCCUUUGGAAACUGAAUAUGCAAAGAAACUUAUUACCAUAAACGCACCACCUGAACCGCCGGGUUUGAUCGCGGAGCCUCCAGGCCCUAAGAGAGCACUUCGCCGAAAAGAACGUGUACUACACAUUGUAGAGAGGUUCGGCCUCUUUUUGCACAAUAUGUUGGCUGUAAAUUACUAUCACCCGCAUGACUGGGAAGCCCUUCAGCGUGUAGCUGAUGAAGUGGAACAAUACUUGGAGGACCUUGGAUGGGUGCAAUUUUACCGUGAUCAGAUGGAUAACGGAAUUGAUUCGAUGAUG